CAUCGAAUGUUCAGAAUGUCUUCCCCAGCAACCCAAUACGUCUACAUUCCCAACCUUGUUGGCCGCCAGAUGCUCCGCAUUCCUCUCGAGGAAGUCGAGGCUGAAGACAUCAUUGCCUUCUCUUCCACAGUUUCUCAAUCAUCGAGCGAGACCAUGGAGACCGCACCCUCGCACGUCCGCGACUCCUUUCGCUCCCCCAGCAUCUCAUCUGCUUCGUCCGUCGAAGACACAGAAUGAGCACGUUACAAUUGCGGGGCACGCAACUGAAAGCAUCGGAGCAAACAAUCAAAAACUUAUCAACCAUUGUUGUACAACAAUGCACCGGAGUACUGGGACAACGCUAGCAACUCGAGACGAGCGUUGAAGCCGAGCCCUUUGAGGCUGACAUCAUUUGACAAAGUCUACCAAAAGUACAGAGUCCCAAUAAUGAGGGGUAUCGCAAACAGAAGCAACUAACAAUCAGCCUGGUGAAGCACGUUAUCGACGAGUCGAAGUGCGGGGUCACAAAAGAUCGCGAUUGUGGAGGAUGAGGGAAUCAUUACCGACAAAGGAAGGUUCUGUGGGACCACGAAAACGGGUGACAGAUGAGGAAGGGAGAGGAGACACCUUGGUUGACAGAAAAAUUUCUUGCAGAUACCCAUUUACUCUUACUACUUUAAUAAUAUCACAUCACAUCAUAUCAUCGUGUCUUUGCUCUGAU
Macroventuria anomochaeta is the source of this 700-nucleotide messenger RNA. RefSeq lists its product as uncharacterized. The record is from RefSeq and is a predicted model, not a curated record. The coding region runs from base 16 to 237 and encodes 73 amino acids. The transcript has a single exon. Lineage: Eukaryota; Fungi; Ascomycota; Dothideomycetes; Pleosporales; Didymellaceae.